AAUUAUCAAUGCAAGCAAAAAAAGAAAAGGGAAAAAAAAGAGAACUCUCUCUCUUUCUUUCUCUCUAUUAUCCCAGAAUAAAAUAAGGAAACCUAAACCUAACUGGAGAAAGCCACAAAAUUUUCGUUCUCUCUCUCCUUCUCUUCGUUUCUGACUGGAAUGCUUCAGCUUGUGGGCCAAAGAAGGGAGGGUUCCUUCGUUAAAUGCUCUCUCCCCUUCAACACUUCUCAGUCUCCUCUCUUCUUUUCAUGUCUUCAAUCGACGCCUCUCUCUCCUCUGCUCCUUCAGGGUCUCAACAUAAAACCCUAAUAGAAUCUUUUACCUCUGAUUUGUUUUCCUCUCCUAUACUAAACUUCUUUUCACUGAGAUCGUGCUUUUGUUUCCCGGUUCUGUGUUCGGAUAUUUUGUCUACUGCGCAGCACAAUGAAUGAUUCUAAGAAGUUAGUAGUAUUUGGGUCAUUUACUGAAGAUGAAACCAGGUCCUUGCUGCUAAAGAAGUCGUCUAAGAAUGCUGAAAAGUCGGUGGAGAAGAAAGAAUUGCAGUUUGGUUCAGUGAAUUUUGUGACUCUAAAAGUUUCGGGUGGCCUUCAUGGUGAAUCAAUCAUAGAGUUGGAUUCUCCGAAAGGGUCGAAUAGUGUGCUUUCCUCGAAUACGAUUAAGAAGGAUGAUGAAGUGCAGAGUGUUAAAAUAGUAAAUACACAUUUACCGGGAGUGCUUAGAACUCCAAAAGAAAAUGGAAGCCUCGAUCGUUCCACCCAUGGUUCUCAUAUUAAUGGUGCAGAAGAAGUGAACCAAGAUAAUAUCGGUUCAUCCUCGUUGCUUAUAUCCCAGAAUCAAUAUGGUCCCUCACUUCCCAUUUCGAGUUUGAAAUUGCAGAACACAGAGCAGAAUGGAGGUUCCAUGGAUUCAUCCUUGUUUGCCGCUGAGGAUGACUCCAGGAAGGCAUCUAAUGGGCCUGUUUUGUCUUGCAGAAACCUUUUAUCCAGAGGCUUAAUAAACUCAGGGAAUUUAUGCUUUCUUAAUGCAACCCUGCAGGCGCUCCUAUCCUGUUCUCCUUUUGUUCAGCUUCUGCAGGAAUUGAGAACUCGCAACAUUCCCAAGGUUGGCUAUCCGACAUUAACUGCAUUUGCAGAAUUCAUUGCCGAAUUUGACAUGCCAAAUGGUUCAAGCUUAGAGACAGAUAUAGCUACUCUUGAGAGUGGGAGGCCUUUUUGGCCUGCCAUGUUUGAGGAUAUUCUUAAAAAAUUUACUCCUGAUGUACCAAGUAGCAUCUCAGGCAGACCAAGGCAGGAAGAUGCUCAGGAAUUCCUAAGCUCCAUCAUGGAUCAAAUGCAUGAUGAGUUACUUAAACUUGAAGGGCAGUCUUCAAGCAUAAAUGGAAACAAAUUAUCUCUGGUUUCAUCUGCAGAAAGCGAUGAAUGGGAAACAGUUGGCCGAAAGAACAAAUCAGCAGUGACAAGAACUCAAAGUUUUGUCCCUUCAGAACUAAGUGAUAUAUUUGGAGGGCAGUUGAGAAGUCUGGUGAAGGCAAGAGGAAAUAAAGCUUCUGCCACUGUUCAACCAUUUCUCUUGCUGCACCUCGAUAUUCAUCCUGAAGCUGUUCGUACUAUUGAGGAUGCACUUCGAUUAUUUUCUGCACCCGAAUCUCUUGAGGGGUACCGAACGUCAACAACUGGGAAGGCUGGUGUUGUGACUGCCAGCAAAUCAUUUAAGAUACAAACCCUUUCAAAGAUAAUGAUAUUGCACCUUAAGCGUUUUGGUUAUGGAAAGCAAGGAAGCACCAAGUUGCAUAAGCCCGUGCACUUUCCUCUUGAAUUGGUGUUGAGCCGUGAACUGCUUGUUUCUUCAUCUAAUGAGGGUCGAAAAUAUGAACUUGUUGCUACAAUAACUCAUCAUGGGUGGGAGCCCUCGAAGGGGCACUAUACAGCUGAUACUCGUUAUCCCAAUGGUCAGUGGCUACGGUUUGAUGAUGCAUCAGUCACUGCCAUUGGUGCAAAUAAGGUGUUGCAUGAACAGGCAUAUGUCCUCUUCUACAAACAAGUAGAGUGAGGUAACCGAGGAGUUUAGUCGAUAACUGAUCCCUUUUGAGAGCCCUGUCUCGUUCUACAAUUUGGGGAGAAUAUUUGACACGUUACAACUUAUAAGCAAGUCAGGCCCAAAUGGAGGAAGGGAGGAAGGCUCUCUGUGGUGAAGGUUGGUGGGUGCUUUGGAUGUUUCCUCUCUGAGGAUGGUUGUACUAUUUUUUUUUUUUUGCUUAUAAUCAUGUCGUGCAGUUUUGGAGUCCUUGUAGUGAGCAUGUGUUGAAGUAAUUUCUAUAUGGCUGAAAUUAGUGAAUUAUAAAUUUUAUCAUUA
Messenger RNA from Juglans microcarpa x Juglans regia, 2352 nucleotides. Its product is annotated as ubiquitin carboxyl-terminal hydrolase 24. The record is from RefSeq and is a predicted model, not a curated record. The transcript has 7 exons. Gene Ontology annotation, molecular function: cysteine-type deubiquitinase activity; cysteine-type endopeptidase activity. Gene Ontology annotation, cellular component: cytosol; nucleus. The coding region runs from base 424 to 2049 and encodes 541 amino acids. NCBI's taxonomy places the organism in Eukaryota, Viridiplantae, Streptophyta, Magnoliopsida, Fagales, Juglandaceae. Gene Ontology annotation, biological process: protein deubiquitination.